Messenger RNA from Sebastes umbrosus (honeycomb rockfish), 2266 nucleotides. Its product is annotated as solute carrier family 22 member 2-like. Gene Ontology annotation, cellular component: membrane. The record is from RefSeq and is a predicted model, not a curated record. Gene Ontology annotation, biological process: transmembrane transport. The transcript is spliced from 12 exons. Lineage: Eukaryota; Metazoa; Chordata; Actinopteri; Perciformes; Sebastidae. Bases 410 to 2023 code for a protein of 537 amino acids.
UUUUUUUUUUUUUUUUUAUUAUUCGUCUGCAUAAAAAUGUUAUUGGUAUUAUAUAGGGUCUACUGGUGAAGAAGAAUUAACCAAUAUGAGCAGGCAGUAUGUUAGAUUGCGAUUUCAAACACAGUCUGUGUGCCAACAUGUGUGUUAUGUGAUGUGGUAGCACACUUAUAGAAUCGGCUAUUAAUAGAAAUAGCAUUGGCUUGGCUCAGCUCAUGUUUUGUCCGUGUUCAACUCUGCUGCACUUUCAACAGGUUUUUCUGGACGUUAUCUCCAGAUCGAUAAGAAGAGGUGAAGUCUGUCAAAGGUGAAGCAAAUUUCUGGCAUUUGACACUGAUCUAGGGUGUACUGAACAGCCCAAACUUGAUUUGUUUUGAUAUUUUCAACACCGAGAACUUGGAUCACUGUAGCGAUGACGACUUUUGAUGACCUGCUGGAGGAGGCUGGGCCUUUCGGACGCUGUCAGAAGCGUGUCUUCCUCCUGCUUUGUUUGGUGUCACUUCCUUUUUCAGGCGUGUACGUCGGUGUCGUCUUCCAGGGUUUCACUCCAGAUCACUGGUGUCGGGACCCUGCGGUGGUAGAGAGGAGGCAGGCGUGCGGCUGGAGCCUGGCGGAGAGCCGCAGGCUGACGGUGCCGCUGGUCAACAGCUCUGGAGUGCUGCAGCAGAGCAGCUGUGAGCAAUACCAGGUGGAUUGGAACACCACUGAACUCAGCUGUGAUACACAGGAACUGGACCUCAGUGACGUCCCAGUUACCACGUGCAAGGAUGGCUGGGAGUAUCAGUAUGAAGGCAGGAAGUCCUUCGCCACAGAGUUUAACCUGGUGUGCUCAGAUGGAUGGUUUGUGGACAUGUACCAAUCCAUUCUCAAUGUGGGCUUCCUUGUUGGCAGCUUUACUUUUGGUUUCAUUGCUGACAGGUUUGGCAGGAAGGUGAGUUUCCUGUUGUCCUUUUUACUGAGUGCGAUCGCAGGGAUCGCACAGGCUGUGGCUCCAGAUGCCAUCUCCAUCCUGGUGUUGAGGGCCAUCGUUGGCUUUGCAGCCAAAGGAGGCUGGAUGACCACAUAUGUGCUGCUCACAGAGAUUGUUGGAGUGAAGUACAGACGGACGGUGGGCAAUGUGUACCAGAUGUUCUACAGUGUCGGCCUCCUCAUCCUCCCUCUGCUCGCCUACUUCAUCACUGACUGGCGCUGGCUGCAGAUCGUCUUCUCUGCACCCUACAUCCUCUUCCUCACCUACUACUGGUGUAUCCCAGAGUCUCCGAGGUGGCUCAUCUCUCAGAACAAGACUUCCAAAGCUUUGGAGAUCACAGAAGCUAUAGCUAAGGAGAACAAGAGGAAACUCGGGAACUUUGAGACGCUGACUGUUGAGGAGGGUGACUCCUCCUCUGCCUCUUUGAUGGACCUGAUCAGAACUCCAAAUAUGAGAAAACACACUUUCAUCCUCAUGUUCAACUGGUUCACCUCUUCUAUGGUUUAUCAAGGCCUCAUCAUGCGUUUGGGGAUAACAGGAGGAAACGUCUACCUCGACUUCUUCAUCUCUGGCCUGGUGGAGUUCCCUGCUGCCUUCCUCAUCCUCUUCACCAUCGAACGUAUGGGCAGACGCAUUCCCUUCGCCUCCGCCAACUUCGUAGCCGGAGCCGCCUGCUUCAUCACCGCCUUCAUCCCUGAAAGUAUGUUCUGGUUUAAGACGGUGGUGGCCUGCAUCGGUCGGCUGGGGAUCACCGUGGUCUUUGAGAUGGUGUUGUUUGUUAACACCGAGCUCUACCCAACAUAUAUCAGGAACCUGGGCGUGUCAGUUUGUUCUGCUCUGUCUGAUGUUGGCGGCAUCGUAUCUCCCUUCCUGCUCUACAGACUGGCCGCCAUCUGGCUGGAGCUGCCACUCAUCAUCUUUGGAGUGGUCGCGUUCAUAGCUGGAGGUUUGGUGUUGUUGCUUCCUGAAACCAGAGGACUUCCUCUUCCUGAGACCAUCGAUGAUAUUGAGUUUCCUAAUAGGAAAAACGAGGAUGUGGCGAACCAACAAAUUUAAGUGAAACUGUGUGACUGUCUUUGUGAAGAUUUUUUUGUACAUAUACUAUAAAUGAUGACUUCCCAAAUUCAUUUGUGUUACAUUUUAUUUUUCAGCUCUUACAGAAAACACAGCUUUACAUUUCAUAAGCAGGAACAUGAUCUGCUCAUUGUGUUUCCACCACAGGAAACAAAACACCUGUUGGCAUCAGAUCACACCAGGCUACAAACUUAAGUAGUCGUGUUGAAGUACACACAUGUUAAA